GGAAAUCGGGUGUGUGGAGCUGUCUGCUUACGGAUGUAUAUAUAGUACCUAGCACUGAAACAGGAAACCAGUUCAAAUGGUCGUAGUGAGUGGUGAACACCACUAGUGCAGUACGAACAAUGGAUCGCUAUCUACUGUCAUGCUUGUUGCUCGUGUGUAUGGUGCUGGCCUACCCUUCGGAGAUAGCGGCUCAAAGGUCACGCGUCUGUUUCGCUCAGUCUGGCGACUACACCACUGCCACAUCGAUAGGCUUCUGCUCGCAUGCAGUCUACAUUGCACUGAACCCGACCUCUAAAGCCUUUGUGGGGAUACUAAACCCUGCCAACGAUGCAGAUGAUCUGCUAGGCGGUAUCAGAAAGUUCGCUAAUCUCAAAAAGACAUACCCCUACGUGGACUUGUACAUGGGCGUGUUGGGAAGUAUUUCUGCGGGAAACAUUCUGUGGCUGAAUCAGCAAGCAUCGCGUAAAACGUUUAUCGAUCUGCUUAUUACAAAGAUGGCAUCGUAUCCUGAAAUGAGCGGCGUCUACUUGGAUUUCGAUGGGCUCACCAAUUUGUACCAGAAUUGGUAUGCUCUGUUCGUUGCUGAGUUAAAUACGGCUCUUACCGCUAAGAACCUGAAGCUUAUUACCGCCUUACCGUGGGAUGCAAGUGCGAGUGGCGAUAUUUACUACAGCUCAACCCUCUCCACUCUGCCGUUCAACGUGAUCAAAACGCACGAGGAAAUGUACUCAGCGGUCGCUACCACUACCACGCGCCCGAUCAGCCCGCUGUUUUCACUGGCCGCACCGUUUAACGACGAAACGAAAACAAUCUAUAACAAUGUGUUUCGGUGGGUGUUGAAGGGAUUUUUGACAACCCAGCUCGUUGUUAGCUUGCCUAUGUACAGUUUGAAAUUUACUACAUCAGGUGGAUCACAAUUUGGUUCUGCUAUGACCGCUGUUACAAAGGAUACAUAUUGUAACGCUUUGUUAUUUGGAUCGAAAAAUACUCUUGGAGCGCCCCAAGCCGGGGAAGGCUUUGCCUACAGCACAUCCACGUUUUACACUUACAACACUCCCGCAUCUCUUGUCGAUAAGCUACAGUUUGUUAUAGCAACCAACAUGGGCGGUGUAGGCGUAUAUUCGCUAGAUCAAGCUGGUAGCCAAAAUGCUGAAAUGCUUCGUCAGGUGACAAGCGUUCUAGCACCAACACCACCCGCCUCAGUAUCAUACCCUCCAGUAGGAGAUGCGAUGUGUGGUGUUCCGGUUACGUUUCCAGCACCGCUAACAACGACAACAGUUGCAACGACUACUGCUGCAGUCACCACUACUGCUGCAGCCACCACUACUGCUGCAGCCACCACUACUGCUGCAGCCACCACUACUGCUGCAGCCACCACUACUGCUGCAGCCACCACUACUGCUGCAGCCACCACUACUGCUGCAGCCACCACUACUGCUGCAGCUGCAAGUACCACUGCUGCUGCAGGAAGUACCACUGCUGCAGGAGGAAGUACCACUGCUGCUGGAGGUAGUACCACUGCUACAGGAGGAAGCACAACUGCUGCUGGCGGUAGUACCACUGUUGCUGGCGGUAGUACCACUGCUGCUGGCGGUAGUACCACUGCUGCUGGCGGUAGUACCACUGCUGCUGGAGGAAGCACAACUGCUGCUGGCGGUAGUACUACUGCUGCUGGAGGUAGUACCACUGCUGCUGGAGGAAGCACCACUGUUGCAGGAGGAAGCACAACUGUUGCAGGAGGAAGUACAACUGCUGCAGGAGGAAGCACAACUGCUGCUGGAGGAAGUACUAUUGCUGCUGGAGGAAGUACUACUGCUGCAGGAGGAAGCACAACUGCUGCAGGAGGAAGCACAACUGCUGCUGGCGGUAGUACCACUGCUGCAGGAGGUAGUACCACUGCUGCUGGAGGAAGUACUACUGCUGCAGGAGGAAGCACAACUGCUGCUGGAGGUAGUACCACUGCUGCAGGAGGAAGCACAACUGCUGCAGGAGGAAGCAUAACUGCUGCUGGAGGAAGCACAACUGCUGCUGGAGGAAGCACAACAGCUGCAGGAGGUAGUACUACUGCUGCAGGAGGAAGUACAACUGCUGCAGGAGGUAGUACCACUGCUGCUGGCGGUAGUACCACUGCAGCUGGAGGAAGUACUACUGUUGCAGGAGGAAGCACAACUGCUGCUGGAGGUAGUACCACUGCUGCAGGAGGAAGCACAACUGCUGCAGGAGGAAGCACAACUGCUGCAGGAGGUAGUACCACUGCUGCAGGAGGUAGUACUACUACUGCAGGAGGAAGUACAACUGCUGCAGGAGGUAGUACCACUGCUGCUGGCGGUAGUACCACUGCAGCUGGAGGAAGCACAACUGCUGCAGGAGGAAGCACAACUGCUGCAGGAGGAAGUACAACAGCAGCAGGAGGUAGUACAACUGCUGCAGGAGGUAGUACCACUGCGGCAGGAGGAAGUACCACUGCUGCAGGAGGAAGUACUACUGCUGCAGGAGGAAGCACAACUGCUGCUGGAGGUAGUACCACUGCUGCAGGAGGAAGUACCACUGCUGCUGGAGGAAGUACCACUGCUGCAGGAGGAAGUACAACUGCUGCAGGAGGUAGUACCACUGCUGCAGGAGGAAGUACCACUGCUGCAGGAGGAAGUACCACUGCUGCAGGAGGUAGUACAACAGCUGCUGGUGGUAGCACCACUGCUGCUGGAGGAAGCACUACUCCAUCAAACUCAGCAUCGUCAACUACGCCAUCAACCGGUGCAUCAUCAACCACGCCUUCCACGGCAGGUACAACGAUCGCUGCAUCGCCUGCUACCUGCAAUAUUACGGUGAAGGAAGAUUACGGAACUCUGGUCGCGGAAUACUGUACGAACUUAAAGGCGAUUGCAUCGUACAUGCAAGGAGCUACCUGUGGUGUAGUGGCUUAACUCAAACCGUUCUACCAGUGAGUUGAAGCAAUGGUUUUAGAGAGUUAGGUCUGGCGGAAACGACCAGCUUUGAUAGAUCGUGGCUUCUUGUUGUGUGUAAACAACUUUUAGGUGGUGUUCAUACCUAAGUGGAAUGCCGCAGGUGGCAGAAGCCAGUGUUGGGAUUUGUUGAGGGUAUUAUGUUCUAAGUAAAAUAAAUUCAAUUAAUCUAA
This is a messenger RNA of Anopheles coluzzii, 3136 nucleotides long. RefSeq names its product autotransporter adhesin BpaC-like. Gene Ontology annotation, molecular function: chitin binding. Bases 120 to 2924 code for a protein of 934 amino acids. The record is from RefSeq and is a predicted model, not a curated record. The transcript has 8 exons. Gene Ontology annotation, biological process: carbohydrate metabolic process. Lineage: Eukaryota; Metazoa; Arthropoda; Insecta; Diptera; Culicidae.